AUGAUACCCGAAGAUCCUAUGUUUCGUGAUUGUCAUGCCAAAGUAAAAAAUGACCAACGUUAUUGGCCAUUUUUUAAGAAUGCUAUAGGAGCGAUUGACGGUACACAUGUGUCAUGUGUAGUUAGUGCUAGUGACCAAACCAAGUUUAUCAGAAGAAAAGGGUAUCCAACACAAAAUAUUAUGGUUGUAUGUGAUUGGAAUAUGUGCUUCACUUUUGUGUUAGCUGGUUGGGAAGGUACUGCCCAUGAUGCUCGUGUUUUUUAUCAAGCUCUUACAAAGAAAGAGCUUAAUUUUCCACAUCCUCCUCCGGGUAAGUUUUAUUUGGUAGAUUCUGGGUAUCCAACACCAGUAGGAUACAUUGGUCCUUAUAGAUGUGAACGCUACCAUCUUCCCGAGUUUAGACGUUCAAAUGGAUUUGAAAAUCAUAAUGAAGUAUUCAAUUAUUACCACUCAAGUUUAAGAUGCACAAUAGAAAGAACUUUUGGGGUGUGGAACGAUAGAUUUGCAAUCCUACGUCGCAUGCCGAAGUUCAAAUAUGAAACACAAGUUCAAAUAGUAGUCGCAACAAUGACAAUACACAAUUUUAUCAGAAGAACUGUUGAAGUGGAUAGUGAUUUUGAUCUUUAUGAAGAUGAAAACACGGUCAUUCACCAUGAUGAAAUUCAUAGAUCAAAUAACUUGAAUCCGUCACAAGUUUUCAAUGUAGCUUCUUCGUCAGAGAUGGAUCAUGUUCGAGACUUAAUUCAUAAUCAAAUUAUAGAGUUUAGGUUAAAUAAUUAG
Messenger RNA from Trifolium pratense (red clover), 780 nucleotides. Its product is annotated as putative nuclease HARBI1. The transcript is spliced from 2 exons. The record is from RefSeq and is a predicted model, not a curated record. NCBI's taxonomy places the organism in Eukaryota, Viridiplantae, Streptophyta, Magnoliopsida, Fabales, Fabaceae. Bases 1 to 780 code for a protein of 259 amino acids.